This is a messenger RNA of Cladocopium goreaui, 3145 nucleotides long. NCBI's taxonomy places the organism in Eukaryota, Dinophyceae, Suessiales, Symbiodiniaceae. The record is from the annotation of a GenBank genome assembly.
UGCAGCGAUACUUCAGUUGAUCGCGGAUAGGUCCCAUGAUCUGGUGCCAUGGCCCUUGAUCAUGUCAGAGGAGCCUCCACCUCUCCCACCUCCGUUGCAGCCUCCUCCUCCUGAGGAGCCUGUGGCGACCUCCUUUGCCAGCGCUCCUUCACGGCCUGCAGCAUUUCUGGUGCAGAAUGCCUUGCGGCCGGAGUGCAGCGUGGAUUUUCCACAGAUCACAGAGAUCUGCGAGAGGUUGGAGAUGCAGCCCUCCGAGCUCAAAGAUGCAGUAGCCGUGUUGGCUGCAGCCCUUCGUGAGCAGAGGCAUCCGCUGAGAGUCAAGUUAAAAGCCUUGACCAUUGCGAAUGAGAUGCUUUACAACCCCCGUGCCGUCCAAGAGUUUGGAGGCGUCGAUGGCUUGCGCGAAGCGCUAGAGGUGCUUCGACAAGUUCGGGGUGGAGAGUUGGGGCCUGCUAUGGAUGAAAACGUCCGAAUGCUGGCGACAGAGAUUGAAGUGAAGUGCUUUCACGAGAAGCUGCCGCCCAGUGGCACUGGCAAUGGCUGGACGUCCUUCACCAAGGCCAUGAGCUCCGACUUUGAGAAGGCUCGUAAGGUGGCGAAAAAGAACUUCCAGCAUUUCUCGCAGAAAGCUGAGAAACACAUGGAAAAAGCUGAACGUGUCUUUGAAAGGGGGGCGACCAAGUUUAUGCAGGAGGCGGAAAAUCUGCUGGUGGGUCCUGGAACUUCGGCUGAUGAUGGAGCCUCCAGAGGUCAAAGGCCUUCGCUAACUCAGGAAGAGGAGGAAUUGCAGUGGGCCCUACGUGCCUCAUUGGAGGAAGCUCAAAGGUCCAGAAGGAAUGAGAGCGAAGGCCGUGCUCGAAAGCGAGAGGCCCGAACAGAUCAAACAGAUACCAAGAUUGAGGACUUGCCACAGAAAGUCUUAGAAGCUCAAGGGCGCGCCAAGGCGACCGAAGAGCUGCUGAAUCGGCAGCUGGCCAUGCAGGCGAAGAAGUCCAAGGAGCGCUCGGAGCUCAACGCCAAGAACGAGGAGUUGAGUGCAUUGGCAGGGCGUUUGGCAGAAGAGCUCUACGAGGCUGAAGCCACACUGCUGAAGCUGAAGCAAAAACGGCAGGGUUUGGAGGAGCAACUGGCAAUUGCUUUGUCCAUGCAGGUUGACGAGCCACUACUGCGGCACAGGCUGCAAGAGUUGGAGGCGCAGGUUGCAGCAGCGAAGUGUGAGUUACCAAAGGAUGCAGUUUUGCAAUUGGAGGCUGCUCCAGUUGCAGCAGAACCCGAAGGAGCAGAAACGCCAGAACCAAACCCAGAGACGCAAGAAACUGGCGAGGCAAAAGCAGAUGCUGUGGAAGAGGUCAAAGAAACAGCAGAGGCUGCUCCAGUUGCAGCAGAACCCAAAGCAGCAGAAGCGCCAGAACCAAACCCAGAGACGCAAGAAACUGGCGAGGCAAAAGCAGAUGCCGUGGAAGAGGUCAAAGAAACAGCAGAGGCUGCUCCAGCUGCAGAAGAACCCAAAGCAGCAGAAGCACCAGAACCAAGCCCAGAGACACAAGAAACUGGCGAGGCAAAAGCAGAUGCCGUGGAAGAGGUCAACCAAACAGCAGAGGCUGCUCCAGUUGCAGCAGAACCCAAAGCAGCAGAAGCGCCAGAACCAAGCCCAGAGACACAAGAAACUGGCGAGGCAAAAGCAGAUGCCGUGGAAGAGGUCAACCAAACAGCAGAGGCUGCUCCAGUUGCAGCAGAACCCAAAGCAGCAGAAGCGCCAGAACCAAGCCCAGAGACGCAAGAAACUGGCGAGGCAAAAGCAGAUGCCGUGGAAGAGGUCAACCAAACAGCAGAGGCUGCUCCAGUUGCAGCAGAACCCAAAGCAGCAGAAGCGCCAGAACCAAGCCCAGAGACGCAAGAAACUGGCGAGGCAAAAGCAGAUGCCGUGGAAGAGGUCAACCAAACAGCAGAGGCGAGCUAUGUCAUGUGGCGGCGGAGCCAGAUGGAUGACGCUGCAAAGGCAAGUAAUGCAGGCGCUGUUGCCAAAAGCGGUUCCACGAAUGCCUUAGCUGCAGCCAGUGCCAAGCAGUUUGGGUUGCCAGCGCCGCCUCCAAGCUCGAUGUCCAAAUCCUCCCCCGCGGUGGCGCCCUGGCACCGCUCCGCGCCGCUGCCGGCGCCGCCGACUUCGGCGGCGCCCUGGCAGAAGCCGGCGGCGCUGCCGGCGCCGCCCAAGGCGCAGUGGCCUGGGGCGCCUGGGGCGCCUGGAACGGUAGAUCCGGCUGCCGGCGUUUUGGGUACCACUGCUGGUACUUUCACAGUGGCAAAAAGCCUUCCUGUGCCGGCCGCAAGCCCUGCGACGAUUAGUGAAUAUAGAAGAAGAUUGGUGACUAUCUAUUCCCUUCGCAAUCCCAGCAAUUUGGCAAAGGUGGACUACCUGCUUGACAAAUACAAGGGCCGGGAGGACCUUCUGUACACAAGUGUUCGUACCAAGUAUCAGAUACCGGAGACCUGGGAUGGACGGCAGCCCUUGAUCUACCCUGGAUCCCGGGAGAAUGCCACAGCAGCGACCUCCACAGUCGAAAAGCUCAAGGUGGCACCGCCUGCUGCUUCUCCAGAAAAGCCCAAGGCGGCCCCGGUGGCCCCAUCAAAAGUCGCUCCUUGGGAGCUGCUGAAGGCAAAUUCUUCAAAAGCUCCUGAAGGCGACGGCAAGCCACCAUGGGCUCGAAAGGCCAAGCGGAAAGCGGAGGUGGUAGAAGCUGCAGCGGAACCCAAGGUCGAGGAGUUGGAGGCCAUCAGUGAAGCCUUGGCAGCCCUGCAGACUCUCACUGAGGAUAUGGGUGACGGUGGUGAUGGCAGUGUCCCAUCUAAGCCUUUGAAAGCUCCUGCAGAAGAGCCACCGGAGGAGAAGACGGACCCACUAAAAGAUGAGAGCCAGAAAGCACCGCAGCCAGAGGAUACGCCAAAGCCUGCAGAGCCUAGCGCUGAGGAGGUCAGACCGCCGGAAGCCACGACAGCGUCUGCGCCAGAGCCGGAGCCGGCUCCACCGGAGUCGGCUCCUGCGGCUUCCGCGGAGCCGCGGAUGCGACGGCCGCCCACACCUCCAAGACCCAGACGGAAGCUGCCGCGGUCAGAGGCAGAGGCGCUCGACAUCGCAGCAGUUGGAUAG